Messenger RNA from Rubroshorea leprosula, 5718 nucleotides. The record is from the annotation of a GenBank genome assembly. Lineage: Eukaryota; Viridiplantae; Streptophyta; Magnoliopsida; Malvales; Dipterocarpaceae.
UAGUGGGAGGAGAAAUAUCGAGAAAAAAAAAGGAGAGAAAAUGAGCAGAAAUGCGGGUGGCGGCGACAACGCCAACGAUUGCAGGGCCGAGCUUCUGUCGGAGAACGGUCGCACGUCUUGGCGUCUCAGCCUCGACAGCUUUCGCCUUCCCCAAAAAGGAAGCAUCGACGGUAAUGACAAUGGCGGAACUCGCUUCCCCUGUGCUCCGAGAUUUUCAGGUGUAAAAGCAGCAGAGGACUUCAACUGUGUUGGAUUGCGAAGCUGCCCAAACAUUUGGCGCCGUCUGUGGGAACCCGAACAAGAAGUCGUGUGGCUUUACUGGCUGAAAGAUAAUAUGGUUCGUACCUUUACAGGAGGUCGCCCUCCAAGAAAUGAAAUGGACGAACAGGAGGACACUCACGUAUCUGAACCCGGCUUGAAUGACUUUAGGCCAAUGCCAAGAAAUCUUUUUGUAGGGGGAGUCGAACAGGAUCACUUAAGUGAAACAGAUGAUGAAAGAACACCAACUGGGUCAAUAGAGCCUGCUCGAACAACCGAGCUUGAAGAGAGAACCAAAGUUCUCGAGAUGGCAAUGGGUAAAAUCCUUGCCCGUCUAAUUCCUGAUGACCCCCUAAUUCCUUUGCUGAACAGGGAUGCACAACCAGCUGCGCUGCGAGACGUACAAAAGUCCAUUGACGAGCUGAAAAGUCCCAGGUCGCACCAACAGACCCUGGAUUUGGAUAGUGCUCCACUGAAUCUGUCCGUCACAGCAGAACCCUAUCAAGAGGGAUUCAAAAUUCCCCACCUGGAGACAUAUGAUGGCUCGGGUGACCCCGAUGAACAUCUGCACACUUAUCAAUCCAUCAUGAGAAUUCAAAAUGCAAAUGAUGCCAUGAUGUGCAAAGUGUUCCCAGCGACACUGAAAUCAACAGCCAGGAGAUGGUAUCACAAGCUCCCCAGACAUUCUAUAGACUCGUACUCCCAGCUCGCCAAGCUAUUCUCCAACAAAUUCGCGAGCCAGAGAGAGAUCAAACGCAUAGCAACCGAGCUGAUGCAAGUUAAUCAAAGGGAAGGGGAAUCUCUGAGGGACUACAUGCAGCGAUUCAACAAAGCCACUUUGGACAUUGAUAACAUCCCAGAUACCAUCUGCCUGUCCGCCUUGCUACAUGGUUUGAAGCGUGGCCGGUUCCUGGACGACCUCCUAGAAAACCCACCGAGGACUUGGAACGAAGUGAAUGACAGGUCGGCUAGCUUCAUAUUAUCGGAAGACUUCCAGUUGUCCAAGCGACGAGCUGACGAUAAGCAGAGCAAAAGUCAUGAUCAGUCGACGAGGAGAGAAGAAAAGAAGAAACAGAAAGUCAGCGAGCAGUGGGGGAAGCUCGCUGACUUCCCCAAGUAUGCCAACUACAUUCCUUUAACCUUACCCAGGUCUCAAAUCCUCGCGCAAAUACAACACUGGGUUAGAAGACCCCCACCCCCACUGUAUGAGUCCCCAAGGGCGGACAAGAACAAGCAUUGUGACUAUCAUCGUACUUACGAUCACAACACAGAAGACUGCCAACACUUAAAAGACGAGCUGGAAUUCCUGGCUUGCAAUGGGAAACUAGAAGGAUAUGUUCAGAAGCCCCACGCCCAGCAACCCACUCAAACUCAUUUUGUACAGGGGUACGACCGGCCUCAGGGGCAGAGGUACCAGCUCGGCGGGGCACAGGAUGUAUAUCAGGACAAUCAAUAUCCUUUGGAGCAGGGCAGGGCGUACAGAGGGCGUCCGUUCAACAGGAGAGGACAGGGGCAGAGAGCUGCUACCCAGAACCAAAAAGACAAGAAAGGGGUAGGCUAUGCUGGGAUACCCUCGCCCUCGGGUACAAUAAACAUGAUAUCAGGUGGUGUUCACUCUGAGGGCCAAAGCGCCCGAGCCCGCAAGGCAUAUGCCCGACAAGUGAUGACUGUCAACAAAAACAGACCCUUGAAGCGGCCGUUUGAGGAAGUAGAAUGGGAGAAUAUGCCUAUCACAUUCAGUCCGGCGGAUUACAAGCGGGCAGAAGGAGAGCUUGACAUUAUGAUGCCCCAUGCAGAUCCCUUUGUGGCAACGGUUCAUACAGGCAAUCAUAAUGUCAAUAAGAAGCACGAAGGACCAAUAUACGGGUUUGAUAACCAGCUCGUCCCGGUCGAGGGAGUUAUCACUCUUCCUAUAUAUGUGGGCUCAGAACCACGCUUCAGGAUGGCUUCUGUCACCUUCCUGGUCGUUAAGAUGGAAUCAGCUUUCAAUGCUAUAUUAGGAAGAGCCACCCUGUGCGAGCUGAAGGCUGUCAUCUCACAACCCCAUCUUUCCAUGAAAUUUCCAACUCCUCAAGGGGUAGGAGUGCUUAAAGGAAAUCAAAAGAUGGCCAGAGCCUGCUAUCAAGAUACUUUCAAAAAAGUUGAGCUCGUUGCUGCCCCUUCAGGCUCCGAAAAUCGCAGACCAACCCAGCUCGGUCAGCAAACGAUGAGCAUAUCAGAUAUCGAGCACCGACUUGAUGGUGUCGAGCAGAAAGCAGAGCCAGUAGAGCCAGUAGAAACGGUUCCUCUAAACCCAGAUGUGCCAGAAAUGACGGUUAAGAUCGGCACUAAGCUCACAGAAGAGGAACGUGCAAAGCUUCUGGAGUUUUUGAGGAGUAAUCAAGAUGUAUUUGCAUGGACUAUGGAUGAAAUGCCUGGCAUCCCAGCGGAGUUGACAGUCCACAAGCUCAGCAUGGACCCCACUAAACGACCAGUAGUUCAAAAGCGUCGACUUUUUGGCCCUGAGAAGCAAGUUGCCAUAGACGAGGAGAUACAAAAGUUGCUACAGGCAGGCUUCAUCAGAAGAGUGGAAUACUUUGAAUGGGUAUCCAACCCUGUGCUCAUCAAAAAGCCAAAUGGCAAGUGGAGGAUGUGUAUUGACUUCACCAACCUCAAUGAUGCGUGUCCAAAAGAUCUUCAUCCCUUGCCAAAUGUUGAAAAGUUAGUAGAACGGGCGGCCGGACACGAACGGAUGAGCUUUCUUGAUGUCAGUUCGGGUUAUCACCAAGUCCAGCUGUUGUUAGACGACCAGGAGAAAAUAGCUUUUUACGCUGGGGACGCAAUUUACUGCUAUGUGAUGAUGCCGUUUGGCUUAAAGAACGCUGGUGCAACAUAUCAGAAACUGGUGCAGAUCAUUUUUAAGCUACAGAUCGGCAGAAACAUAGAAGUAUAUGUGGAUGACAUGAUAGUCACCAGUGUACGAGCUGAAAAUCACAUAGGCGACCUGAGUGAGACCUUUCAAAACUUACGCCGAGCCCAAAUGAAGCUAAAUCCCCUGAAAUGCACAUUUGUUGUAGAAUUGGGGAAAUUCCUAGGGUACGUGGUAUCCAAGAAAGGAAUUGAAGUAAAUCCAGAGAAAGUUCAGGCCGUCCAACAGAUGGAGCCGCCAAAGACUGUAAAAGAGGUGCAGUGUUUGACGGGCCGUGUAACUGCACUCCAUAGAUUCAUAGCCAGGUCAGCAGAAAGAUGCCUCCCGUUCUUCAAAGCCCUGAGAGAGCCCAAAAACUUUCAAUGGACGGGUGAAUGUCAGCAAGCGUUUGACGAGCUCAAACAAUAUUUGGCAUCCGUGCCCCUGUUGUCCAAGCCUGUCCAUGGAGAAUGCUUAUACCUCUAUCUGGGGGUCACAAAAGAAGCGAUGAGUUCAGUACUACUGAGGGAAGAGAAUAAGAAUCAGAAGCCUAUCUGCUAUGUGAGCAAAGUUUUACAAGGCGCUGAACAAAAUUAUCCAUUAGCAGAGAAGGCUGCUUUUGCCCUGGUGUAUACAGCUCGUAAGUUGAGAGCCUACUUCCAAUCACAUCAGAUUGUUGUCUAUAUCGAUCUGCCGUUGAGAAAGAUACUACAAAAACCAGAACUCUCUGGCCAUUGCGACUUUCUGGUGGAAUGCAUCUCGGCGACGGAGGAAGCAAAGGCACCUGAAUGCCCAGUCUGGGUUUUGUACGUAGAUGGAGCUGCUAGUGUUGAAGGAUCGGGGACCGGGGCUGUGCUAGUGGGCCCAGAUGGCUUUAAGUCCGAGCAUGCACUGAGGUUCAAGUUUCAGACAACUAACAACGCUGCAGAGUAUGAAGCCCUUGUUUAUGGUCUGAAGCUAGCAGCCGAGCUGAAGGUACAGAACAUCCAAGUCUUCAGCGACUCUCAGCUCGUCGUAGGCCAGGUGAAAGGCAGCUAUGAAACCAGGGAUCCACAGCUUGGUCGUUAUGCCUCUGUGGUAAACAAAUUAAAGUCAAGAUUUGCUUCUUUUCAGAUCGACAAAAUACCCAGAGCAGAUAACCAGCGAGCUGACAAGUUGUCAAAGUUAGCCUCCUCGCAAGAGACCAACCCUCAUCGGUCAACAACAGUGGAGGUACUCGAUGCUCCGAGCUAUACCGAUUUCACAAUCGAGUGUCAGCUGCUUAGCACGGAUCCCUCUUCGCCGAGCUGGACUACCCCACUCAUUAGUUAUCUGCAAAGUGGCGAAUUACCCGAAGAUCUGUCCACUGCGAAAUUGAUUAAACGUAGGGCGGCACAUUUCACUUUGUUAGAUAACAAGCUCUACAAACGAGCAGUCUCAAUGCCCCUACUACGUUGCCUUACUCCUUACGAAGCUGAAUACGCUGUAAGGGAAGUUCACGAAGGAGUAUGUGGCACGCACAUCGGUGGCAAAACGUUAGCUCGGAAACUACUGAGGCAUGGUUAUUACUGGCCCACUAUGGUCGAGGACAUGCAGAACUAUAUCAAAAAAUGUCCGACCUGCCAAUUCAAUGCUGAUGAUAUACACAUGCCAAGGGAAAUGCUAUCAUCUCUCACGUCUCCCUGGCCCUUUGCUCAAUGGGGUGUUGACCUGCUUGGCCCUUUCAUCAAAGGUAAAGGAGGCUGCACUUUCCUAGUCGUUGCAGUGGAUUACUUCACUAAGUGGAUAGAAGCUAAACCAUUGUCCACGACAACAGAAAGGAAAAUAGAAGAUUUCUUGUUCAAUUCAAUAUUGUGCAAGUUCGGCAUACCUAAACGGAUUAUCGCCGACAAUGGGCCACAGUUCCGAGCAGCAGCACUAAGAUCGUUUUGUAACGGCUAUGGCAUCGAGCUCGCCUUGACAUCCGUGUAUACUCUACAGUCUAACGGACAAGCUGAGUCGGCCAACAAAAUCGUCUUGCGAGGACUCAAGGCACGUGUUUUAGCUGCACAUUCAAAUUGGGUUGACGAGCUCAAUAAAGUGCUCUGGUCUUGUCGUACUACACCCAGCUCGGCCACUGGUGAAACCCCUUUCAGCCUGGCCUAUGGAGCUGAGGCUGUCAUCCCAGUUGAGGUUGGAUUGCCAUUUGAUCGAGCGGGCUGGCGUGACGACCUCAACAAUGAGCAACUGUUGAGAGAAAACCUAGACUUCAUGGAAGAGGUCAGGGAGAUGUCUAGAAUAAGAAACAUGGCGCAUCAAAGUCGUGUUGCAAAAUUUUACAAUAAAAGAGUUCGAGCUCGCCAGUUUCAAGUCGGCGAUCUGGUCCUACGUAAAGCUGGGUUAACUAACACUCAUUUACACAUGGGCAAGCUCGCUCCUAAUUGGGAAGGCCCCUACAUGGUUGUUCAAGUUAAACGACCUGGCUUUUAUGUGCUAGCAGAUAUACAGGGACGUCAAUUGUCUUACAUUUGGAACAUACAGAAUCUUAGAAAAUUUUACAGUUAACUUGUAUACUAUUCUUUUAUUCAAGUUGUUAUUCGACAGUUGUAAACAAU